This is a messenger RNA of Nematolebias whitei (Rio pearlfish), 2502 nucleotides long. Its product is annotated as beta-galactosidase-1-like protein 2. Gene Ontology annotation, cellular component: vacuole. Lineage: Eukaryota; Metazoa; Chordata; Actinopteri; Cyprinodontiformes; Rivulidae. The coding region runs from base 1 to 1926 and encodes 641 amino acids. The record is from RefSeq and is a predicted model, not a curated record. Gene Ontology annotation, biological process: carbohydrate metabolic process. The transcript has 19 exons. Gene Ontology annotation, molecular function: beta-galactosidase activity.
AUGGAGAAGUCGUCGGUUCUGGGCGUCCGUCUGUCCUCAAAAGAGAAAUAUUGGCUCAUUUGUUGUGUCGCUGCAGUAGUGAUAAUUGCCUAUCAGUUUACAAGGCUCCGACCUCAGGCUGCACAGAUGAUCCGAUCUGGGGGUCUGAGGGCCGACUCGUCUCAGUUCACUUUAGAAGGGAAACCCUUCCGGAUCCUGGGGGGCUCGAUCCAUUACUUCAGAGUCCCCAGAGCCUACUGGGAGGACCGGCUGCUGAAGCUGAAGGCCUGUGGCCUGAAUACUGUCACAACGUAUGUGCCAUGGAACCUGCAUGAACCUGAGAGAGGGGUGUUUGACUUUCAGGAUGAGCUGGAUCUGGAAGCUUACCUCCGUGUUGCAGCCAACCUGGGUCUGUGGGUGAUUCUGCGUCCCGGCCCGUACAUCUGUGCUGAGUGGGAUUUAGGUGGACUACCCAGCUGGCUUCUACAAGAUCAGAACAUGAAGCUACGAACGACCUACCCAGGAUUCACCGAUGCUGUCAGCUCCUACUUUGAUGAGCUUCUGAAAAGAGUUGCUCCACUUCAGUACUCCCAUGGAGGUCCCAUCAUAGCAGUCCAAGUAGAGAAUGAAUAUGGCGUCUAUGCUACAGAUGACAUGUAUGUGCCUUUCAUCAAAGAGUCGUUGUUGUCCAGGGGAAUCACAGAGCUUCUUUUGACCUCGGAUGACAAAAAAGGGCUGCAGGUUCGAGGGGUGACAGGAGUUUUGGUUGCAAUUAACUUUCAGAAACUGGACUCCAAGGCCAUCCAGUAUUUGGAUGGAAUUCAACCUCAGAAACCCAAGCUGGUGAUGGAGUAUUGGUCGGGCUGGUUCGACCUCUGGGGCGAACUUCAUCACGUAUACAAUGCUGAAGAUAUGAGCCAAGUGGUGACAGAGAUCCUGAGGCUGGACAUGUCCAUAAAUCUUUACAUGUUUCAUGGAGGAACCAACUUUGGCUUCAUGAAUGGGGCUCUAGCUUUUGGACUGCCAGUACCUAAACCCAUGGUUACAAGCUACGAUUACGAUGCUCCAUUAUCCGAGGCCGGGGAUUACACCACCAAGUAUCAUCUUCUGAGGAAUGUAUUCAGCCGCUACCACAGCCAGCCUCUGCCGGAGCUGCCCUCCUCUCAGAACAGGAGGGCCUACCAGCCGGUGAUGGUCCAGCAGCACCUGUCUCUGUGGAACAGUCUGCAGUUUACAGAGAAGCCUCAGAAGUCUGAGUGGCCAGUGAACAUGGAGAACCUCCUCGUCAACAACAACAAUGGUCAGUCUUACGGCUAUACACUGUACGAGACCGCCAUCAGCAGAGGAGGAACCCUCAAUGCAAGGAACAACGUCAGAGACCGAGCACUGGUUUUUGUUGACAAACAUUUUAUUGGUGUUUUGGACUACAAGGUGCAGGAACUGGCCAUAACUGAUGAGAAGGAAAGAAGAACUCUGAGUUUACUGGUGGAGAACUGGGGGAGGGUGAAUUAUGGGAAAACUCUGGAUGAGCAGCGCAAAGGCAUCAUUGGAGACAUCGAGUUAAACACACACCCUCUCAGAGACUUUGUUAUUCAUAGCCUGGAUCUGAAGCCUGGAUUUCUGAACAGACUGGUGACUUCAGGCCACUGGGCGACUCUGCGCCAGCGGCCCUCCUUUCCAGCUUUUUUCCAGGCUAAACUUCAUGUGAACAGCUCUCCUAAAGACACAUUCAUCAAACUCCCUGGCUGGAGCAAAGGUGUUGUGUUUGUAAACGGCAGGAACCUGGGGCGCUACUGGUUCGUUGGUCCUCAGCAAACCCUCUACCUUCCAGGUCCCUGGCUUCACAGAGGAGACAACCAGAUUGUAGUGUUCGAAGAGCAGGAAACAGAUGGUAAAAUCCAGUUCACCAUCACCCCUGACUACGGCAUGACGAUGGAUGUCGAGUGAGGAUGGGAGGGGGCGUUGAUGUCCAUUGAGGACGGGAGGAGAUGUGGUAGGAAGUGACAGAGCUAUGUUCACCCAGGAGUGGACAUCCUGCCUCAUCAGCAGCACUUCAAAAAGAACAUCUCAAACACGGGACAGUCAACUUAACUUUGCUUACAACUAUAUUUUUUAACUUUGUGACAUUUUGUUGAACAUUUUUUAAGUUUUUGUAACGGCGUCUUUUACCUACACGUGUAAACUGGAAAACAAACUGAACGAGACCAAUCUGGAUUAUAUUUAAUGUGCAGGUUUUAUUCAGAGACCUUCAGUAUAUAGUUUACAUGAAGGACCGAGGCCAUGAGAGUUCUUCUGUUGAGAAACCAAGUUUACAAAUUACCUUUGAACAUCUGUUUAUACACAUAAACCUUUGAGUCCGUUUAAUUCACAGAUUAAUUCACAAAGGCUGGGCAUAAUAAAAAUAAACGGUACAUUUUAAUUAAACUGUAUUUUGUAAACACUGGCAGGAAGUGAAUGUUGUGUAGCUGCUGCCAUCAGGUGCUCUUUGUAAAAUAGGAAUGUUUAUGUUAUUCAUUUACACCA